CUUUUGACAACUUUACAAUUAAGUAGUGACAGCUAACCAAAAACAAUACAAGUCUCAAGUUAUCAGAACUUUUCGAAUUAGGAGUUGUAGUGCAGUGACCCGAAUAUGAACUAAAUAGGACUACGAAAAACAAAACAAAAUGUAUUUCGACGAGACAGGGUUAGCCAUGGUUGCUUCACCAGAUGCUGCUCAUUUGGUCGGUAUAGAUUCCGAGUUUAUACAAACUCAUUGUAUAUUAGCAGAUGGGGCUGAAAGAUUUGGCGUGUGUUCUAUUGCAUUCGAUAAAAGUGAGGAGCUCAUAUGGAUGGGUAAUGAAGGGGGUCAUGUAACAUCAUAUUAUACAGGAGCUAUGCAAAAGUACACUUCUUUCCAAGUACAUCCAACACAAGAAGUCCGUCAAAUUAUAACUCUGGAUAACGGUAUAUUGGCAUUAACUGCUAGCUCCUUGAGAUUUCAAAUGAGAAGAGGUAUACCACUACUAACUCAUACGGGUCCAAAUUUGAAUGAUAUGCAGUGUAUGUUGCAAGUUUCACCAUCAAGAAUACUCAUGGGUGGACAUCAAACUAAACUCAUUGAUUAUAAUAUAGAAUAUUCUAGAGAAUUGACAGCAGUGGAUGUAGGAGAUACAGGAUGUGCAAUGAUAAGGCCCCAUUCGAGAUUUAUUCUAUGUGGAUCUCCAUUGGGAAGAAUAGAUCUCAGAGAUCCAAUCACUCUGAACGUUGAACAUAAACUAGAGACGCACACUGGUAGUUUGAGCGAUUUUGACGUCCAAGGUAAUCUCUUGGUUACCUGUGGUUUCAGUAACAGGCAUGGUAAUUUGUCAGUGGAUAGAUUUCUGAAAGUUUUUGAUCUGAGAAUGAUGAGGGCUGUAUCUCCUAUUGCCGUAGUCACUGAUCCUAUUUACCUGAAAUUUUUACCCUCGGUCUCUUCGAGGUUAGCUGUAGUUUCCAGGAUUGGACAGAUACAAAUAUGUGAUACUAUUGCAUUAGCAGAGCCGAGGAUCUGUUUACACCAAAUCGAUCCACCAGGUGGAAUGUGUACAACAUUUGACAUAUCAGCAUCGAGCCAAGCGAUGGCUUUCGGAGACAACAUGGGGCAAAUUCAGUUGUUUUCUACAUGUGCUGACCCGAUAUUCAACUCGUAUUCGAAUAUCACAGAACACGCUGACCAUGUCCUUCAGAUUCCUUCAUUCGACAUUGACGAUUACAGUGUUCCUUUGGCAUCGGUUCCGAUGGCAGUUGUCGGACCUCAUGUCAACCUUUCUUCUAACUGGCCGGAACAGUUAACUAGAAAGGUUUAUAGGAGGGCCCCAGGAAUAGAUCCAGAAGUUCUGCGUACUAUGAAAAUGCAGGGACCGAUUGGAUACGCACCCAAUCCGAGGACAGUCAGGAGAAACCAAGUUAUCUAUAAUCUUGGAAGGAAUGGUUACCCGAUGAAUUACAAACACUCUCCGGAAAAUAAAGCUAAGGUUUCAGAUGACAACUCCAAUUUUGUUGCGAUACCGAAACGUUACAGGAAAUUAGAUGUGAAAUAUAACAAGUUAGGAAGUGAUGAUUUUCAGUUCGAUCAAUAUAAUAAGACUGUGUUCUCUGGGUUGGAGUCGACCUUGCCAAAUGCAUAUUGUAAUGGGAUGUUGCAGGUACUAUAUUUCUCAGAGCCUCUUAGAGCAGCACUGAUGUCCCAUCUGUGCGACAAAGAAUUCUGUUUGUCCUGCGAGCUUGGUUUCCUUUUCCAUAUGUUGUCUCUAUCCAAUACUGCUCCUUGCCAACCUGGGAAUUUCUUGAGAGCCUUCCGAACAGUACCGGAAGCUUCGGCCCUCAGCUUGAUCCUCAGCGAUCUGCAUGCCGAAGCGAAGAGCAAAGUAGACCUCGGUGCCCUCAUACAGAGUUGGAACCGGUUCAUGCUGCACCAGAUGCAUGUCGAACUUAUCGAAAACAAGAAAAAGAAAGAAGAGAGGAAGAUUGCAAGAAAGCCUUUUGUCUAUAGAGAAACAGACUUUCCGAAGAUCUCGAAUGAAAGGAAGAGGUCCAAUGGUGGAAUUAGCGAGAUAAAGAUAGAGGAAGAGAAACGGGAAGAAGAAUCAGAUAUCAGUCAUCUUUUUGGUACAAAGCAAUUGCAGAUUAAUAAAUGUUUGAAGUGCUCCAAUACUGUGAAAAAGGAGUCGAUGUUUUUGGCGUGUAAUCUCAAUUAUCCUACGAGUGAACCUGAUAAAGAUGAAUGGAGUUUCUGUGAUAUUCUGAAGAGGUCGUUGUGUCCACAGCAAACUACUCCCGCCUGGUGCGAUGUUUGUGGGAAGUUCACACCAACUACGCAAAAGAGAAUCUUACAGUCCUUGCCCAAGCUGCUAGCUAUCAAUACCGGUCUUCACAACCCAUCGCACAAACAGUUCUGGCAAAAUCAAAUGGACAAAGUAGUGGCUAAGGCUAACAUACCGGAUACUAUAAGAUCGUCAACCCCUAAUCCAGGAAUGAGCACCAAACCUUGCAGAUAUGGAGAUAGCUGUUCUAGGUUAGGUUGUAGGUUUAGGCACAGUUUUGAUAACGCCCCACCACCGAUACCAUCGAACAAUCCCUACUGUAGCAACAACUGGUUACCGCUAGGAAUACAUAUGAAUCUCAAAAACGACAUACUCAGCGUUGUAAAGGAAGAAGAAGGUAAAACUACGACCAGCAAAGAAAACAAUUCGGAUCAGGGAAACGAACUGUCAACAAGCUAUGAACUGUCAGCAGUCGUGUGUUACGUAAAAGACAGUGGUACCAACGGUAGCAACGAUAAACAUAACCUGGUAGCAUUGAUCAAAGUGCCACAUCGAUAUGUUCCUAAAGGAACGGAAGUAUCUGAAAACAAGUGGUACCUCUUCAACGAUUUUAGCAUCUGCCCGGUACCAGCACAAGAGGUUGUUUGGUUCAGUCUCGACUGGAAGACCCCUUGCGUCUUGUUCUACUCUACACCGGGUGUUUUAACAGCUACGACAGAGAUUCAUCCGACACUAACAAGGGAAGUAUUUACUGAAGAUGUUUGCCUUGCUAGAAACGGUGGUACUGCUGGAAUUACCUUCACACCAUUGAAUGACAGCGAAGCCUUGAAACCUGGUGAUCUGGUAGCGAUGGAUGCUGAAUUUGUAACGUUGAAUCAAGAGGAGUCGGAACUGAGAAGUGACGGUAAACUGUCAACUGUCAAACCGUCUCAAAUGUCAGUUGCGAGAAUCACUUGUAUCAGAGGACAAGGCGUUCUGGAAGGUACACCUUUUAUUGAUGACUAUAUUUCAACGCAAGAACAAGUGGUGGAUUAUUUGACCAAGUUUUCUGGAAUCAAACCGGGUGAUCUCGAUGCCAAUUUCAGCUCGAAGCAUUUAACGACACUCAAAUCGACUUAUAUGAAAUUGAGGUAUCUGCAGGAUACUGGAGUAAUUUUCGUUGGCCAUGGAUUGAAGAACGAUUUCAGGGUUAUCAAUUUGGUGGUGCCGCCCGAACAAGUUGUGGAUACAGUAUUUCUAUUUCAUCUUCCUCAUCAUAGGAUGGUGUCUUUGAGAUUCCUGGCAUGGCAUUUUUUGGGGUUGAAAAUACAGUCUGAAACCCAUGAUUCGGUGGAGGAUGCCCGAACAGCCCUACAAUUGUACAAAAAAUAUAAACAACUAGAGGCACAGAACAAGGUGGGAGAGGCAUUAGCAGAAUUGUAUGAAGCGGGAAAAAUAUUAAACUGGAGGGUACCCCCAGAUUAAAUGUUUCCAUUUUUAUUUGUCUAUUAUUUACGGAAUUAUUUUAGUCGAUCAAUUGAUGAAGUAAUUUAUAAUUUACAUAGCGCGAAAACGUAUUUUUGCAUUUAUUGAAAAUGUCAGAGGAGUCAUUCCAACAAAGUUUCGUCCAAAUCUAAUCAAAAACAGUGUAAUUCUCAUCGUGGGUAAUUUUAAAGUAAAUUAUUUUUUGAUAUUUUCAAUAAUAUAUGUUUUAAUAUUA
Harmonia axyridis is the source of this 3956-nucleotide messenger RNA. RefSeq names its product PAN2-PAN3 deadenylation complex catalytic subunit PAN2 (gene PAN2). The coding region runs from base 140 to 3721 and encodes 1193 amino acids. Lineage: Eukaryota; Metazoa; Arthropoda; Insecta; Coleoptera; Coccinellidae. The transcript has 16 exons. The record is from RefSeq and is a predicted model, not a curated record. Gene Ontology annotation, cellular component: PAN complex; P-body. Gene Ontology annotation, biological process: nuclear-transcribed mRNA poly(A) tail shortening; mRNA processing. Gene Ontology annotation, molecular function: poly(A)-specific ribonuclease activity; nucleic acid binding; protein binding.